UUAGAUUCGGCGCUUCUCGUGCGAGGCCCUCUCAUUUCCCAUCUUCAAUGGCUCUAUGCGGCGCCCCACGGCCGUUUCAACGACCCUUCCGCCCUAUAAUUCCUCGUCCUCAUCUUCUUUCUCUCUCUACCCCUCCGUCCUUCCAUUCUCUCACCUCGUUCGCCUUCUUCCAUCUCCCGCCUUCCCUUCUUUCACAGAGCAACGAAAUCGGAAACCAAUCGAAAAAUAAAAACAAUGGAGCUAACCCAAUCCCUCAUUCCCCAAAAUUCCAUUAGCUUCUCCUCUUCCUCUGCUUUCACCCACAGGGAGGAUACUCUCCGCGAAUCCGACCACAGCCUCUCCAUCGACAAUCUCUCCAUCCACAACACCGACACCGAUCUCUCCACCGCUGUCUCCAAUGAGAACAUAUGCAUAGCCGGCCAUGCGGAGCAGGAAGAUGAAAACGCCGCCACCAACAAAGAAUCCUCUAACUACGCCGACGACGACGACCUUCCUUCCCUCUCCGAUGACGUCGACAAAUUCCUCUCUAUCCUCAGCAGCCUCGGAGACUCCCCUGCAAUCGUCCCCGAUCUCCCUGACAUUUCAAUCGAACGCUUCGCCGCCCUAAUAGAAAAAGAGAUCUCCAAAUACGAAUCCGGCUCCGCCGACGACCACCAUUCUCCUUCCUUCCUCAACUCCGUCGACCGCGCCUCAAAACUCACCGCAGCCCUCACCCCCUUUUCCUCCGACCCCCAUUACCUCCAAGCCCUAAACCACACCAGCGCCGUCCUCCACCACGCCAUGUCCUUACUCGAAGAUGACUUCCACUCUCUCCUCCUAUCCUCCCCUUCCUCUCCCACCCGCCUUCGCUCCAUCGCCACCUCCAUGAUUUCCUCCGGCUACGAAACAGAGUGCUCUCAAGUCUUCCUCAUCUCCCGCCGCAACGCCUUGGAAUCCUCCGUCUACGAACAAGGCUUCGAAAAAAUCAGCAUCGACGAAGUCCAGCACACGCCAUGGGAAUCCCUCGAGCACCAAAUCGUCUCGUGGACCAAAUCCUUCCGGCAUGCUCUUUCCAUUUUGUUUCCCCAAGAACGCGAUCUCUGCAACGAGGUCUUCCAAUCCCACCGCGCCAUCGCCGACAGCAUCUUCCACAACCUCGCGCGCGGUAUCCUCAUCCAACUCCUCGAUUUCGCCGAGGCCAUCGCCAUGACCAAACGCUCUGCGGAGAAGCUCUUCAAGGUUCUCGACAUGUACGAAGCGCUCCGAGACAUGAUCCCCAAACUCGAAGACCUGUUCGUCUCUCCCGAUUCAUCCGAUGGGAAUCUCACCGCGGAGAUGUCGGCGGUGAAGAGGCGGCUCGGGGAGGCGGUUGUGGCGAUGUUCUGCGAUUUAGAGAGUUCGAUUAAGGGCGAAAUCGUGAAGAUGCCGUUGAUCGGAGGGGCGGUCCAUCCAUUGACGCGUCAUGUGAUGAAUUAUUUGAAGCAUGCGUGUGAGUAUAAGAACACGCUUGAGCAGGUGUUUAGGGAUCAUCGGAGGAUGGAUAGGUCGACGUCGGGAUCUUUUGAUGAAGAGAGGGGAGACGGCGGCCCGACAGGUGGCAGCGGCGGCGGCUCGAGGAAUUCGAAUCCGCUCUUGAGGCAGCUGGUUAAGGUUACGGAUUUGCUUCACUGUAAUAUGGAAGGGAAGGCGAAGCUUUAUAAGGAUUUAGCGCUGCGCAGUAUCUUCUUGAUGAAUAAUGGGAGGUACAUCGUCCAGAAAAUAAAAGGAUCGAAAGAGUUGAACCAAUUGCUGGGCGACACGUGGUGCCGAAAACUAUCAGCAGAUUUACGGCAAUACCACAAGAACUACCAGAGAGAAACAUGGUCCAGAGUGCUGGCCUGCUUCAAAGACGAAGGGCUUCAGUCGAAGGGCUCGGUUCUUAAACCGGUUCUCAAGGACCGGUUCAGGUGCUUCAACACCAUGUUCGAAGAGAUCCUCAAGACGCAGAGUGCCUGGAUUGUGAGCGACUACCAGCUUCAGUCGGAGCUAAGGGUAUCGGUUUCGGCCGUUAUCGUCCCGGCCUACCGGUCUUUCCUCGCCCGGUUCAGCCAAUACCUCGACCCGGGAAGGCAAACCGAGAAAUACAUCAAGUUUGGACCGGAGGAUCUCGAGGCCCUCAUUGACGAGCUGUUCGAUGGCAACCCUUUGUCCUUGUUAAGGAAGAAAUAAACUGCCUUUGAUCACUGCAGGCA
Molecule: messenger RNA, 2210 nt
Organism: Dendrobium catenatum
Lineage: Eukaryota; Viridiplantae; Streptophyta; Magnoliopsida; Asparagales; Orchidaceae
Product: exocyst complex component EXO70B1
Exons: 2
Coding region: 235-2187 (650 amino acids)
Biological process (GO): exocytosis
Cellular component (GO): exocyst
Molecular function (GO): phosphatidylinositol-4,5-bisphosphate binding
Source: RefSeq, a predicted model, not a curated record